AGGUUAGGGGAGGAGAAGUGGAGGUUUCAGGCAGAGAUGUUAAGAGCAGAGUGUAAUUUCUUAAGAAUGGAAAGAGAGUUUGCUCUGAAGAAAUUGGAAAGGAAUAGAGUUAAAAUGGAGAAGACUCUCAGAUCAGCUGUUCAGACUCUCAUUUCUGGGAAAAAGAAGAUUUUUGAAGGAAAGAAUGUGAAUGCAGUAUUGGAAGAAGAGAUUGAAGAUUUGGCAGAAAAACUUGAGGAGUUAAAGAAGAGUUGUAAAAGUAAAGAUGUUGAAGUGAGACAUUGCAGUAAUUUUGAUAAAAAAGCAUGCCUUUUACAGAAAAGGUUAGAGAAGCUUGGUGGUUUAACAGAUGAAAAAACUCUCAAAGAAUUACAACAAUUGGCUCAUCAAUCAAACAAUGAACUUGACAAAGAAAGUUGUGCUUCAAGUGGCAAUGACAAAAGCAAUAAUACACCAACUGAUGUGGAGGUUCUAAGGAAGAAAAUGGAAGGAUUGUCAAAGGGUAUGUUAGAUAGAAUGGAGGAAGAAUAUGGGGCAAUACUUUCUACCACAGCAAACAGUUCUGUUGCCAGUUCUGCUUCAACUUCCAAGAGAAUUGACUCUUCCACAUCAACUUUUUCUACUAGACAACCAUCUCAGGAGUUGAUGCCACUUGACGAGAACAAAUGCUCAGGGCGUUGCAAGGUUAUAGUCCGAAGAAUCGUAGAACAAGUGAGAGCUGAAACUGAGCAAUGGUCACAAAUGCAAGAAAUGCUGCAGCAAGUCAGGGGUGAAAUGGAAGAACUGCAGGCUUCUCGCGAUUUCUGGGAAAAUCGUGCUCUUAAUUUUGCUCAUGAAAUCCAGUCUUUAAAGUCCUCAGUGGAGGAAUGGAAAGAGAAAGCACAGGCAUUUGAAACCAAUGCAAAUGAGUUGCAGUGUCAAUUAUCUGCAACAAAAGAGGAGCUAGAAAAAUCAAGGACAAAGAAAGCUAUAACACAAGAUCAGAGGGAGGUAACAUCUACUCCAAAUUCGCCUCUGGUGUCAUUAGCCAAACAAAUGGAGAAGGAAAAACGCGUGCUGGUUUGUCGGUUGAAAGAAGAAAAUGCCAAUCAAAAGCUGCAAAAACAAAGAGGUAUGGAAGCAAUCACAACGAAAGAUUUGGCGCCUGUUUCUUUAGGGAAACAACUAGAGAAGGAAAGUCGCAUGUUUAUGCAUCGUCUGAAGGAAAAUCGUGGAGCCAAAGAUAGGAGUUGUAAGCCGGAACUUUCGCCUGUUGGGAGAAGAAAAGAACAUUCAUGUAGCAAAGAAUCAGGAGUACAGAAAAGGCUACCAUUUAGAGAUAUUGGGAAUUCAUCAUCUCCAUUACUAGUGAGGCAAAAUAGUAAAGCAGUUUACCCUUUGCACAGCCCUGAGACAAGACAUGCAAAUCAAAGGUUGUGAAAGUAAGGCAAAUGACUUCUUUGUCUUAGCAGUUUUUGUCAUGUUAUUGUCUGCCUUAGUAAAACUUUGCUUAGUAUUGAGUGGUGCAAGCCUUUUGUAGAGCAGACAAUUUUGGGAAAUAAUAACGGCAUCUUUAUUUGCUCA
Molecule: messenger RNA, 1563 nt
Organism: Nicotiana tabacum (common tobacco)
Lineage: Eukaryota; Viridiplantae; Streptophyta; Magnoliopsida; Solanales; Solanaceae
Source: RefSeq, a predicted model, not a curated record